AUGGGAUUGGGAAACAGUGAGAAUGAUGUGAUUGUGGAUGAUGGAGAUGGAGACGGACGUGGUGGUGGAGGAGGAUUGAAUGGCAAGUCGUUUGGAGGGUCAGUUUCAUGUUCGAUUUGUCUUGAAGUGGUUAUUGAUAAUGGGGAUCGGUCAUGGGCUAAGCUUCAAUGCGGACAUGAGUUUCAUCUGGACUGCAUCGGUUCAGCAUUUAAUGUAAAGGGUGCAAUGCAAUGCCCUAAUUGCCGGAAAAUUGAGAAGGGUCAAUGGCUCUAUGCAAAUGGUUGUCGUUCUCUGCCAGAAUUUAGCAUGGAUGACUGGGCUCACGAUGAGGACCUUUAUGACUUAAGUUAUUCUGAAAUGUCCUUCGGGGUUCAUUGGUGUCCAUUUGGGAGCCUAGCACGACUUCCUUCAUCCUUUGAGGAAGGGGAAUUUUCAUCAAAUGCAUAUCAUGAUUUAUUGGGACAACAUGCCAUAUUUGCCGAACAUACUGCAGCAGCAGUAUCAUCUGCUACUCAUCCAUGCCCAUAUAUUGCUUAUUUUGGACCAAUUCAUCCUUCAUCGUCAAACUCCAGUGGCAGUGUUUCUGAUGGUUCUAGUUUUAACAAUCACUGGAAUGGUCCAUCAGUACCUAGUGAGAUCCCUAGUUCCUAUGCUUUUCCUGCCAUGGAUAUCCAUUAUCAUAGUUGGGAGCAACAUUCUCCUCCCUUCUCUACAACCAAUCGAAUAGGUAAUGCGGAUCAGCCUUCAGUUCCACCUGUUACUCAAAGGUCGGCUAGAACUAGUUCAGAUCUUCCACCAAGAUCAGGAUCUUUCAUGCAUCCAUUCCUUGUUGGUCAUAGUUCUAGUGCUAGAGCGGGGAGUUCGCUCACUUCCACAAUGAUUCCACCUUACCAAGGCAGUAAUGCACGAGCACGUGAUAGAGUUCAAGCGCUUCAGGCAUACUAUCAACAACAACAGCCUGGCAAUUCUCCGCCUAUUCGCACACCGGUUGUUUCUGGAAGCCGAAGAUCCAGCAGUCAUAGAGGUAUGUCUCAAGUAGGAACGGUGGCCUCGUCAUCGGAUCAGACCGGUUUCUAUUUCAUUCCAUCAGGAGCAUCAAGUCGGAACUUCCAAGAGGCAGAAAAUCCUCUGCCAACUCGAUUUCGAUCAUGGGAAAGAGAUCAUCUGCCACCAUUCUCCAUUAAUCAGGUUGACAGAGAUUCAGGUUGGAGCACAUUCCAUCAGGCUGGUGGUGGUUCAGAUCCUAGCAUCAGAUCCGGCAGCUUCCGCCAAAGGCAUGGAUCGGAGAGAAUGUCAUCACAAAAUCGGUGA
This is a messenger RNA of Dovyalis caffra, 1311 nucleotides long. The record is from the annotation of a GenBank genome assembly. Lineage: Eukaryota; Viridiplantae; Streptophyta; Magnoliopsida; Malpighiales; Salicaceae.